UACAAUUCCUUGAUCUUCUUCACAACUUAUACCUCAAAUGGAUAAUCACACCAAGAACAUAUCAAAUCUGUUAAUCUAUUUGUGUUUUACCACUCUUUUGAUAUUACUCCCCGUGGUUAUAUGCACUAGACAACACCGGUUUGAUAGCCCAAAACAUAGGAGCUUGUUGGCCAACGAGCGAGAUCUCGUGACAGAUUUGCCUGGACAGCCUGACGUGAGUUUUAAACAUUACGCCGGUUAUGUCCCUGUCGACGAAUCCAACGGAAGAGCUAUGUUUUAUUGGUUCUUUGAGGCCAUGGACCUUCCCAAAGAGAAACCUCUAGUUCUCUGGCUUAAUGGAGGUCCAGGUUGUUCUUCUGUGGGAUAUGGAGCAACACAAGAAAUUGGUCCUUUUCUCGUGGACACCAACGAAAACGGACUUAAAUUUAAUCCAUACGCAUGGAAUAAAGAGGCCAACAUGCUGUUUUUGGAAUCUCCGGUCGGUGUUGGCUUUUCGUAUUCAAACACAACUAGCGAUUAUCAAAAACUUGACGAUGACUUUACAGGCAGGUCCAUUAUCAUUAUAAUAAAUUUUAUAUAUCAUAUGAAAGUCUCUGUCCUUAGACGAAAGAAUAUAAUAUAUACAAGAGACGCAUACGCUUUUCUUUGCAACUGGUUCGAGAGGUUCCCGGAACACAAAGAAAAUACGUUCUACAUCGCAGGCGAAAGUUACGCAGGAAAAUACGUACCUGAGCUGGCAGAGGUCGUGUAUGAUAACAAUAACAAGAAGAAUGGUUCAUCGCUUAAUAUCAAUCUUAAGGGUAUUUUGUUGGGGAAUCCUGAGACAUCAGAUGCCGAUGAUUGGAGAGGUUGGGUGGAUUACGCAUGGAGCCACGCGGUGAUUUCGGAUGAGACCCAUAGGACCAUAACCAGGACUUGCAAUUUCAGCAGCGACAAUACUUGGAGCGACGAAGAGUGCUCUGGUGCCGUAGCAGAAGUUCAAAAGCAGUACGACGAGAUCGAUAUCUAUAGCCUCUAUACCUCUGUUUGUAUAGGAGAUUCUUCUGCGGGUUCCUCUUACUUGGACUCAACGAAAUUCAAAACAAAUUCUCACAUUAGCUCCAAGAGGGUGCCGCCAAGGCGCUUGGGUGGAUAUGACCCGUGUUUAGACGAUUACGCGAGAACGUUUUACAACAGAGCAGAUGUUCAGAAGUCUCUUCAUGCGAGUGAUGGAGUUAAUCUCAAGAACUGGAAGAUUUGCAACAUGGAGAUCUUUCAUAAUUGGACUUAUUUAAAGCCCUCGGUUUUGCCUAUAUACGAGAAACUUAUCGCUGGAGGAUUAAGAAUUUGGGUUUACAGUGGUGAUACAGACGGAAGAGUUCCAGUACUCGCAACUCGGUAUAGCUUAAGCGCACUCGAAUUACCCAUCAAAACAGCUUGGAGGCCAUGGUACCAUGAGAAACAGGUAAGUGGGUGGCUUCAAGAGUACGAAGGUCUAACGUUUGCUACGUUCAGAGGAGCUGGACAUGCGGUGCCUUGUUUCAAACCAAGCAGUUCUCUUGCAUUUUUCUCGGCCUUUCUCACCGGAAUUCCUCCGCCGCCGUCACGGUAGAGAAGCAAGUUAACGAUUAAAACUAUGAUUUACUAAAUCUAAAUGACUCUUUAAGUUUUCUGAAAGUUCGAAAGAUUUUGGGGUUUUGUUACGUUAACUUGUCAGACACGGGAUAGGGGAAAAAACGGGAUUGUAACUUGUAAGAGAGAAGUUGUUUUCUAUGUAUUUGAUCAUAAUGAUCAACGAAAAACUUUCACCACUUUACGAUUGUGUAAUCACUAAAGAAUAAAAAACUGUUUGGAGUACAAACAAUAUAAUAAGAUUAUAAUGAUCAAUGGAACACUUUAAGAUAACGGUCAAUUGAGAAAGAAA
Molecule: messenger RNA, 1903 nt
Organism: Thlaspi arvense
Lineage: Eukaryota; Viridiplantae; Streptophyta; Magnoliopsida; Brassicales; Brassicaceae
Source: the annotation of a GenBank genome assembly